Messenger RNA from Saxophila tyrrhenica, 1293 nucleotides. RefSeq lists its product as uncharacterized. The transcript has 3 exons. Lineage: Eukaryota; Fungi; Ascomycota; Dothideomycetes; Mycosphaerellales; Extremaceae. Gene Ontology annotation, molecular function: aspartic-type endopeptidase activity. The record is from RefSeq and is a predicted model, not a curated record. Gene Ontology annotation, biological process: proteolysis. Bases 1 to 1293 code for a protein of 430 amino acids.
AUGCAGACUUUCCUCAUCCUCUCCUUGGUCACGGCAGCGCUGUGCGCGCCUACUGCACAUGAGAAAAGCAUCAAAGUCCCCGUCACAAGAAAAGCGCUUCUGACCCGGGCCAACGGCGAUAUUGAGCCUGCUAAGUAUCUCGGCGUCCUCCAGCGCACUCUGCAGAAAUACGGCAAGGAUGUGCAGCUGCCCAACAAGCUGAUGUUCUGCGGUGCCAACGAGCCCCUCAAAGACAAGUCUCAGGAUGGCCUGGACAUCUUCUACUACGGCAACAUCGUCGUCGGUGUCCAAGGUCCCCAAACCUUCACCUGCGACUUCGACACCGGCUCGGCCGACCUCUUCGUUCCUGGUCCCCAAUGCGACGCCGCAGCCGGCUGCACGGGCACCACCAAGUAUGACCAGCAAGGCGUCGACGAAGGCAACACCACCUCCGUGACCUACGGCUCUGGCAUGGUUUCGGGGGAGAACUCCUUUGAUAGCAUCACGGUCGCUGGUUUGACUGCGAAGCGGCAGAACGUCAUCUCCCUCACCAAUGCGCAAGGAUUCAGUACGUCUGCGUCGAGCAGUCUGAUGGGGCUAGCCUUCUCCACGAUUGCGAAGAGCGGACAGCCGACUUACUUCGAGAACCUCAUAGAGCAGAGUGUCGUGAGCAAGAACGAGUUUGCGUUCUAUCUUGGCCGCGCCGCGGACGGCACCGGCGAUGCGUCUGAGCUCACGCAGGGUGGCCGGAAUCCCGGCAAGUUCACCGGCGCUGUCACCAAAGUACCCGUCAAGACCAGAGUUUACUGGCGAGUACAACUGGACAAAGUGGUGGUGAACGGCAAGUCCGCUGUGCUCGGCGCACUUGGUCUAGAUCCUACGAGAGGCGACGCAGCGAUCGACACCGGCACCAGCCUCCUCGUCGCCCCGGCCGCUGCUCCGUUGAGCAUCUACUCCCGCAUCCCCGGAUCCCUCCCCAUCCAGCUGCUCGAAGGGGCCGGCGGACCCACCGUCUUCGCCUUCCCGUGCUCUGCGAAGCCGCACGUCGCUCUCACGUUCGCGUGGACGAAUUUCGCCGUCAACCCGCAGGACUUCAAUAUUGGACGGCUGACGCCGGAUUUCGGGGAGGUGGUGGGGAAUAAUACGUUGAGCGCGAUUUUGAACAGGGAGAGUUAUUGUUUGGUUGCGAUUGCGGGAGAGGACUUGGAUCCGGGGAGUUAUCUUUAUGUUGUGGGCGAUACGUUCUUGAAGAACUGGUAUAGUGUUUACAGCUACGACUCCGCGGCGAGCGUGAGCUUCGCCAAAGCUGUGUAG